AUGACGAACACAAACAACAUGAACGACACAGGCCAAUCCCACCCAACCACCACCGAAACUCCUUCCACCACCUCGUCCAUCACCUCCCCCCCUCCCUCAUACCACUCCCAAAGCCCUAACAUCAACCCUCUCGAACCCACCCUCACCGACAUCCACACAACCGGCACCAUCGUCCUCCCCUACGACAACACCACCACCUACCAGCCUGCCCCUAAACCCAACAUCAUGAAGGAGUCGAUAGACGCAUGCAUAGAAUUCUGCUGCGUCCCCAGAGUAUCUCCAUGGGACUGGUCAAGCGACUACUCCACCACAACAUAUCCGUCUUCGCUAUCUUCGCAUACCGCUGAUUCGUACCGCAGGACGGAGAGUAUGCGCUCUCGAGACACGGUGAGCGAUGCCGAGUCCGAAUCACAGGUAGAGCAUGCGAAGAAGAAGAAGAAGGAUGUUGGAUAUGCAAAGCAAGAAGGGAUCAGCGGAAAGGAGCCCAGAAAAGAUUAG
Molecule: messenger RNA, 498 nt
Organism: Trichoderma reesei QM6a
Lineage: Eukaryota; Fungi; Ascomycota; Sordariomycetes; Hypocreales; Hypocreaceae
Exons: 2
Coding region: 1-498 (165 amino acids)
Source: RefSeq, a predicted model, not a curated record